Molecule: messenger RNA, 1792 nt
Organism: Pecten maximus
Lineage: Eukaryota; Metazoa; Mollusca; Bivalvia; Pectinida; Pectinidae
Exons: 5
Coding region: 188-1249 (353 amino acids)
Source: RefSeq, a predicted model, not a curated record
ACUUGGCAGUGAUCGGACCAGUCUAAUGUCACUCGAUCACACCUUCUGACAUAUUUCAAAACUAACAAAUCGGCGGAGACACGGGCACCGACACCUUAAAGAACUGUUGUGAGAAGCAAAUUUGAGGACUAUUACACUGUCCGAUACAGAGGGACAUCCACACCACUUAUUAUCUACAUUUCCAGCCAUGUCUCAGAAAACAGGGGACUCAUCUCAACCAUUCUUCCGCCGAGAGGACGGUGAGGUCGGUAUAUAUGUGAAGAUAUACGACGCUAAGGCGGAGAACGCUCACGACAUAGGCUCGGAACAAUACUACCGCAUGGAUCUGAUGGACAGACUCUUUGAAAUAUACCAGGCUGCUGAUAUUGUCAACAUGAAAGCUGCUUUGGACAAGAAAAAUAUAUUUCAUGGAGCGUAUCUUGAACGAUUCGAAAAAGGAAUCAUACUUGCUGUCGGGUUUGAUGACGUAGAUGCACUAGAGAAUGUUUGGAGACUCCAUAAGGAUGAUAAACUUCAGAGGGCGCUCCAGGACAUAUUGAUGACGCCAGCACUACUCAACUCCCUAGGAGCCAGCAACAUCACACUUUGGAUAAAGAUGACGGAGGAGGAGUAUAAGAAAUGUAGAAAUGAACUUCUCUGUAGAAAGAUGGGCAAAGUCAGCAUAUCCUCACUCCCAUCGGAUGUCGGAGUCUUAAAGUGCAUGAAGAAAUACCAAGAAAAGUUAAGUAAAGACGCCCAGGACAUCCGGGACAGCGAGAGCAACGUCGAGCGCAAACUAGGAGAAUUCCUUCAAACAACGAAACAAAUACUUCCUAAGGAUGUGGCAUCAAUCAAAACACUGAAGGAAUUCGAAACUUACCACAAAGAUGCUAAGGGGGCUAACAAGAAAACUGGUCCAGUGGAUGCCUUUGCAAAUACCCUCAAGCAACUGAGGACAACAUUUAGCGAAAUCGAGGCUAGUGUUUGUAAUCCGUUGUUACAGAUACACAAACGAUGCGAGAACGAUAAACAACAGGAAUUGAAACAGAAAAUAAGUAAAACAUGCAGGGACGCGCAGGCGUUACUCAAACCGGAAGUAGAUCUUACGCAAGUAUCGCACAAGGAUUGGCAGAAGAAAGUAUUACAACGUGAGCAGGAACUAUAUCGCGGACUAAUAUGUAUCAUUCCGCUCACGUGCGAAGCUGUGAUGGACUGUAGCUUCAUGCUGGAUGAAUAUCUGUUGGAUUAUCCAAGCCAAAUUUACAAAUAGAUACCAUAUCCAUGUAUGUAGGUCCUUAAGAUAUCUCCACAUCAGUCAGCGACGCGCGUUCGAUAUCACAGGAACCUACAGCUACGCGCAUUCGAUAUCACAGCAGUCCAGCGACAGGAGUUUUACAAAAUGCGCUAGGUAUACGGUACCAGAAACAGAACGGCUAUUUUAAAUUGAAUACGUAUCGUGUUAUACGUUUUUAUGUCACACACGAAUUUUCACCAUAGUUGUGACUGGCUUAUCAUUAUGUAUCUAAAUUCUAUUCUGAAGCGUACUUUGCAUAAUGGAUGUUACGAUAUCAUAUUCACAUAUGGAACACUAUCCACUCUGCCUGUUUAUAACCUCUAUUAACUAUCAAUUAGGUGAUUCGUGUUAAUGUUCUUUAUAUUAGAUGCAAUUCUGUUAUGAUUAGCUUGAGUCAAUAUUUAUAUAUAUUGUAGUAUAUUUCUAUGUUGUUUUCUAGUCUGUUGUAUAGAAUAUUAUAUAUUUAUAAUAAAUAUUUAUCUUUGUGUAUUUUCAAUAAUAAAUAUUAAAAGAUCAUCA